Molecule: messenger RNA, 3967 nt
Organism: Corticium candelabrum
Lineage: Eukaryota; Metazoa; Porifera; Homoscleromorpha; Homosclerophorida; Plakinidae
Exons: 3
Coding region: 1-3867 (1288 amino acids)
Biological process (GO): signal transduction
Molecular function (GO): GTP binding; protein binding
Source: RefSeq, a predicted model, not a curated record
AUGGCGAUGGACGAGACUCUGCUACAAGUUGAAGCCGUUGAGUGGGAAACCGGACAGCGGGAGGUGUUCAUACCGAAGGUUAACAAAGACAACAAGCUGGAGUUUGAUCUUCAAUUUGCACGAUUGUCUCGAUUUCCCGAGGAAGUUUGUGAAAUGAGGAACCUGAAGGUAUUGAGACUUUGUAUAGACAACAUACACUCUAUACCCAAAACUAUUGGCAAACUGAGGGAACUGGAAGAGAUUUAUUUGGUUACAAGUCAGUACGACGUGGGUGAUAGUGUACCUAUACCAGCAGGUUUCGGUCUGCAGGAGGUCCCUACUGUUGUUUGUGAUCUUCCAUGUCUUAAGGUUUUGUCUGUGUGUGGUAACUCUGCAUUCCCAUUGCUGUUUGAUGAGCUAAUGUCAUGUCAACUGCCCAGUACUCUUGUGGAAGUGAAAAUGGCGCAAUGUGGUUUGACACAAGCGACUUUGUCUGUGAUCUGCAACAAUGUGAAACUGCGGAGAUUGGAUUUAUCAAGCAACGAUCUGCAGUCUUUCGAAUGUAACAACACAGGAACGAUACGAAAGUUAACAGUCUUGAAUGAUUUAGAAAAGCUGUAUUUGUCAUGCAACUACAAUCUCCACACAUUUACAUUAGCAGGUCUCACCAAGUUGAAAGAGUUGGAUUUGAAUUUCUGUAACAUACAGCAGCUACCAUCAGGAAUGAGUGACCUCCAUCAUUUAGAGAAGCUGUAUUUGGAAGACAACAACCUAGGAGUAUUUCCCACAUUUUCAUGUUUGCAGUGGAAGCAUUUACAAAGAUUGAAUUUAUCUGGCUGUGAUUUAGAAAAGAUACAGUGGGAGUUGAUGUCACCUAACAUUUCCUCUAGGCUGAAUCUUUCUAAUAACAAUAGAUUAUUGUGUCUUCCUAACAAUAUAUGGAAUGGACUGAACGUGAAGAUAUUGAGUUUAUGGAAUAGUGGUAUAUCAAGUAUACCCAAUACAGAAGUCAAAAUUGAGGAAGUUAACUUGUCAGGAACUCCUGUCACUCAUCUUCCCAGGAAUUUUGUCUUUAGCCCUAAACUUCAGAAAUUGGUUGUGGAAGGAUGUCCACUAGUGUCUCCUCCCAUUGAAGUGUGUGAACGAGGCAUCACUUUUAUAAGAAAAUAUUUGGAUGAGCUGAAAAGGGAUGGUGGAGUACGACGUGGCAGAAUAAAGAUUCUAGUGAUGGGAAUUACAAAGGCAGGAAAAACAAGCCUCGUUGAAGCACUGGAGAGUGGUAACCCAUUUCUGGCAGAACUCGAUGAGAGAACUGUAGGUGUGGAAGAAACAACCAUGAAGCUGGAUGAUAAAAUAGAAUGCAAAUUGCUUGAUUGUGGUGGGCAUAAAGCAUACAUGCUCACCAACCAGCUUAUGGUUAGUGACAAUUCGUUGGCACUGAUUGUUGUUGACGGCAGUUUGUACCAGUUUACUGCUCAAUGUUUUCGUUGCUAUAUUGGAGAUUUCCUUCAAAUUUUGUACGAGAGAAACAGCAGAGCUCACGUUGCUGUUGUGGUCAGUAAAGUCGAUCUGAUGGCCAACAUGUCAAGAGAAGAAAUGAGUAGAAAGUGGAAUGAACAUCUACACACUCGUCUACGUCAAUUCCUGGAGAUCAGACAAGUUCAGAUCAAGAGAAUGGCAGCAACCAUUGCAGCCAGUGAUUCUCGUGAAAACAAAUACGUGUCGGAACAUCUUCAAUUUCUUAAAUCUCAACAAAUAACUGUUGAAGAAAAGGUAAUACUGACUAGUGCAGCCACACUUGAAGGAGUGGUCAGUCUAAAGGAUCGUUUAAGACAAUUGUGUGUAGAUGAACGUUUACUGCCUUCACUGCACACAGAGUUGCCAUCAUCAUGGGUGACUGUAGAAGACAAGUUGGUUAUAGCACAACCUCACACGUCUGUCCCCAUUACAGAUGUCUCUUAUGCAAUGCAAGUGUGUACAGAGCACGGCCUGACAGAAGAAAUGUGUCUUGAGCUACUAAUCUACCUGAACCGGGUUGGAAGCAUUCUGUAUUACUCGUAUCAAAAGACUUUAUCACAAGUUCUAUUUCCUGUUCCAUCAUUUGUGGUCAAUGUACUGAAGGCUGUUUUCAGACACGAUCAUCAUCUUUUAGAAUAUGACUAUCGCUUUAUUGGAGCAGACAUAGGUCCCAAACAGUUUGAAGAAAUGAAGUCUGACCUUGUUUGUAACGGCAUUGCGAGGGUGUCUAUGCUGCUAGCAUUGUGGAGUGAGUUCCACCUUACUGCAGAUUGUCAUUUGGAUGUGUUUAUUAAGCUUUUUCUUGCUCUUGAUUUUGCUUAUCUGACUGGCUCAUCAGAUGUUGUAGUUCAGGAACUGGCAGACACUCUUGGUAGACACGCGAUUACAUCAACUGUCUCAAUGUCUACAGACACCAUCAGCACGACAUCAGAUUCAUCUAUAGACAUAGACACCAUCAGCACCACAUCAGAUUCAUCUAUAGACAUAGACACCAUCAGCACGACAUCAGAUUCAUCUAUAGACAUAGACACCAUCAGCACGACAUCAGAUUCAUAUAAUCAAAUGAGAGGAGAAAGUCAGCAAGCAGAUCAGGCAAGCAGGUACAAAGAACUGAUUUGCAAGCUAAAACAACAUAAUGUUGGCUUGUUGUUGCCAUGGUUACUCAAUGAUAAGGAACCAGAUGAUGUGAGUCAACGUUGGUGUGCAGAUGUAGCAUAUGGAGUGAUGCAAGUUGUGGUCGACUAUUCAUUUGCAUAUGAUUGUCCUUUGGGUUUGUUUGAACGACUGUCUGCUCGUUGUCAUCGUCAUCAUCCUAAUUAUAUUCGUCACUGGAGCAGUGGACUGCUGAUGUGUUAUGGUGCGAUGAGUUUGCUGUUUAGUUGCAGCAAGAAUACUUCCCCUGGCUUUCUACGUCUCAGUGCUAGAGUAGUCAAGUCACAUCACAGUGUUGGCAGAUUGUGGCAUGUUCUUCUGCGUUGUGUGUCAGAUGUGGAGGAUCUUCUGCAGUCUGUUCCUGGUGUUCUUUUUGAUCGAUCCAUCUGCAGUGAGAGUUUGACGACCACAAGUAUAAGUUCUCUUCCCAAUCAACAUAGACAUGUCAUUCUAAAUGAAAAGUGGGGAUCAUUUGCAGUAGAAACCAUAGCUGGAAGUUUCACUGGUGAGAUGUCAGAACACGUGGAAGUAAUGAAACAAGUGUGUCCAAGUGUAAAGGAAGGUAUUCCUCUGUUUCAAGUUGUUUCACCAGCAAGUGGUGAUUUAGUGAGUCAAAGGAAGCUUGAACAGAUAGCAGCAGAUAUAGGAAAGUGGUGGCUUAAACUAACAAGUAUUAUUGGUACUGACCAGUCUACAGUGUCGGAGCUGUAUGAAAAGGAUUCCAACCCUAGUUUUGCACCAGUAGCAGCAUCUCGUAUAUUGAGUGAGUGGCAAAAAUCAAGAAAGAAUGAAUUGAAGGUAUGUGAAUUGUAUGAUGCUCUACUGGUUGCUGACAUUCCAUCUUCACCACAACGGCAUUUGAGUGAUGUCAUGUCACCCGAUGCAGCAUCUGGAUUAGCAAAAUCUAAAGAGACAGCUGCACAUGGUGAGACAAGUCGAGCUGACUCUGAGAUGGUCACUCCACUCAUCAUAGAGAAAGUAGUCGAAAGUGGUUCAGAGCGUUGGCAUGAAAUUGGUAUAUACCUUGGAGUUUCACAAGCAAUGCUGACUGAAUUUGAUCGACCUCUGUACACAUUAAAAGAAAAAGUACGUAAAGUUUUGUCAGCUUGGACAAAUGAUAACAGACAAGCUACAGUUGGUCAGUUGUUGUCUGCUUGUGAUAAAGCUGGAGUAGGUGGAAUAGUGAGGAGAGUAUUGGAGCUUGAUACUCCACACUGACUGAAUUUUAUUUUAUUAUAUUUACAGAAAUUUAUGUAUUCUAAUUAAAUAUCAGUUGCACACGAAGGACCGACAGGCGAGGCUUAUUGUUAUCCGGGUA